AUGACUCCGAGUCUAAUCGACGGCUUGCCUCACAACUCCCGCCCAUUAUCAACGUUCGGUAUACAUUGUGGAAAUGGUCGUGAUCUUGGAUUCGGCACGAUUCUCAACUUCCAGACUAAGAUGGUGUUCAUGGUCACUCUGCUCUUCAUCGGCACUUUGAACAAGCAGCUCGCCAUCUGUCAAGUUGAUGCGCAGGGCAAUGUGCUUGAUGGUCAGCAGGGUUCUGGAUGCUACAACCUCAUUCCAGUCUUCGAAUGGAUCAAGUGCUGCAUCGUGUCCAUUUUCUUGGUGUUCUUCGCUGCUUUCCUGCCUCUCUUCUUGCAAGAACUUGUUGAGCGUGAAACUGGAAAAGCGCUACUGCGUCUCGGAAAACACUUCUUAUCAUUGUCGCCCGUCUUUGAGGUUUUCUCGACACAGUUAUACUCUCAAGGUAUCUUGAGCAAUCUGACAUUCGGUGGUGCUCGCUAUAUCGCAACCGGCCGCGGUUUUGCGACGACCCGAAUAUCCUUUAGCAUUUUGUAUUCUUGCUUUGCAGGACCAGGUAUCUACAUGGGCAUGAGGAAUCUGCUGAUCCUUCUCUAUGUUUCUCUGACGAUUUGGAUACCCCACCUCAUUUACUUCCGGUUCUCCGUGCUCUCGUUGUGCAUUGCUCCCUUUGUUUCCAACCCUCAUCAGUUCUCAUUUACCGACUUCAUCAUCGACUAUCGCGAGUUCCUGCGUUGGAUUUGGUAUGGACACUGUCGUCUUUCUAGGACUAUGAUCACCGGGUACAAAAAGAAGAAGCUGGGCUUUCCAUCAGAAAAGCUGUCUGGAGACUUGCCCCGUGCCUCAUGGCGAGCUGUUGUCUUCCCGGAGGUCGUGUGGCCGAUCUGCCAUGCGGCCAUCUUUGUCAUCGCAUACAUGUUUGUCAAGUCGUUCCCAAACGUCAAUGGCCAGCAGAACUCCAGUCCCUUGAUUCGCAUAGCUGUUAUUGCGAUUGGUCCUAUCGUCUGGAAUGCUGCUGUUCUCAUAUCGCUAUUUUUUAUAUCGCUGUUCGUGGGUCCCAUGUUCGACAAAUGGGCGAGGUUUGCUUCGGUCAUGGCUGCCGUCGCUCACCUUUUCGUGCUGCUUGGAAUCGUCUCAUUCUUCGAGUUCUUCUGGUUCCUCGAGCUUUGGGAUGCAUCUCAUGCAGUACUCAGGGUAAUCACUAUCAAAUUUCUCAUUGCAAUCUUCCUGUCUCGUGAGUUCAAACACGACGAAACCAAUCGUGCGUGGUGGUCCGGUAAAUGGUACGGCCGUGGCCUCGGUAAUACCGCGAUGUCCCAACCAGCUUGUGAAUUCAUCAUAAAGAUCGUCGAAAUGUCUUUGUGGAGCUCAGAUUUCUUACUCGGCCACAUCCUCCUGGUAAUUUUGACCCCGCCUGUUCUCAUUCCAUUCAUCGACAAGCUGCAUUCAACUAUGCUGUUCUGGCUCCGCCCAUCCAAACAGAUUCGAGCACCUCUUUACUCGACUAAGCAGAAGAGACAAAGACGGUGGAUUAUCAUUAAAUACACCCUGCUCUAUAUCCUCGCGGUGCCGGGCCUGGCAUCUCUCAUUGUUCUGCCUGCUAUCUUCCGAAAUGAGAUCACGUUCUACUGCACUCUUU
Messenger RNA from Suillus plorans, 1624 nucleotides. Its product is annotated as 1,3-beta-glucan synthase component-domain-containing protein. The record is from RefSeq and is a predicted model, not a curated record. The transcript has 10 exons. The annotation marks the transcript as partial. Gene Ontology annotation, molecular function: 1,3-beta-D-glucan synthase activity. Lineage: Eukaryota; Fungi; Basidiomycota; Agaricomycetes; Boletales; Suillaceae. Gene Ontology annotation, cellular component: plasma membrane; 1,3-beta-D-glucan synthase complex. Gene Ontology annotation, biological process: (1->3)-beta-D-glucan biosynthetic process; fungal-type cell wall polysaccharide biosynthetic process.